Mastomys coucha (southern multimammate mouse) is the source of this 6039-nucleotide messenger RNA. It is a transcript of the gene Rasa3, whose product is annotated as RAS p21 protein activator 3. The transcript is spliced from 24 exons. Gene Ontology annotation, biological process: regulation of GTPase activity; negative regulation of Ras protein signal transduction; intracellular signal transduction. Gene Ontology annotation, molecular function: GTPase activator activity. The record is from RefSeq and is a predicted model, not a curated record. NCBI's taxonomy places the organism in Eukaryota, Metazoa, Chordata, Mammalia, Rodentia, Muridae. Bases 2094 to 4547 code for a protein of 817 amino acids.
CCACCUCCGCGAGAACGAAGCCUCGCGAGGACUUCGCAGCCCCUCCCUUGGCAUUCGGUGUCCUGUGUCCCCUCCCCGGCCCUGACGGGGAAGGGGCGGUGCCAGCCCGGCAGUUUCAAAAGUUCGGGAGCAGCCUGGGACGGCGACGACCGGGAAGGAAAUGAGCGCUGUCGCACGGAGAGCGGGUGCACGUCCCGGACAUCCCGUGCGCUGCGGACCUGCGACGUAGACGCCGGCCACCACAGUCUGGGGCUGGGGGUCCCCAGGAGCCGAGAGCAGUGUCUGGUCCACCCCGAGUCUCUGGGACAGCACACGUUCUGCUCUGCCGACACUGGGCUUCUCUGUGCAGCCCUGGUCGUUAUGGAGCUCACUCUGUAGACCUGGCUCUCCCGGAGCUCAGCGAUCCGCUGCCUCCUGGGUGUUGGGAUUAAAGGCAUUCGCCACCAGCGCCUGGCAUUUUUUUUUUUUUUUUAAGCAGACAUACAAACAGUACAGUUUUUCUAUGUGCUCAAGUUUUUCUUAUUCGCGUUGGCUGUAGUCUGUAUAGCACCUCUCUCCUUACGUUAAUCGUAAAGGAGAAUGAGAGAAUUUCAGGGAUUGCGUCCAGGCUUCACGACGACGUCCCGUAUCGAUUGUGGCACUCCUAAAAUGUGACGUUUUAAAUGAGCUAAAAACUCAAAACCGUUUACAAGGCCUCAGACAUCCAGAGUUCUAUAAAAGCCUGGGCAGGAGCAGUGUCCAGUAUUUCAUGUUGCAAAGAAAGCUAGGACUCUGAGCCCACCGUUUGAACCAGAUCAGUUUGGAAUAACCAGUUACGGUGACCAAAAGCUGUGAUAGCCUGUUAGCCUUAUUAGGAAGAAAACACACGUUUGAGAGGCUGAUAAAAAUGUGGAAAAAGCAACCCAUACCCAGUUAAGAUUGUACGUCACAAUGGAAGAAAGUUGGGACAUUACAAGCUCAGAGCCAAGGUUAUCUUGGGUUGGCUUUAGCCAUGGACUGCCCAGCUGUGUGUCUGACCUAACACCCCUUCACCUGUCAGGUAAACUGUUGGUUAGUUAAUGUCAGCUUGACACAACAUAGUCAUUUGGUUGUGAAGAAGGAAGAUCAGUUGAGGCAUCGUUUUCAUCAGACUGGCCUGUGGGAGUUUCUUGAUUAAUGGACAUGAGAGGGUCCAGCCAACUGUGGGCAAUUCCACCCAGAGCAGGUGGGCCUUGGUUGUAAUAAAUAAGCCAAUAAGCACCAUUUUCUGUGGCCCUGCUAGUUCUUGCUUCCAGACUCCUAUUUGAAUUUCUUCCCUGAUUUCCUUUGAUGAGGGAUGUGACUUGAGAGCUAUAAGAGGAACUAAAUCUCUUCCUCCCACAAGUUACUUUUGGUCAAUAUUUUACCACAGCAACAGAAAACAGAAAUUGCUAGUUGGUAAUUGCUAUUGCCAAGAGGCCUGACCAUAUUUUCUUGUGUGUCUUUGAGGACUGUGGAAGUCUUUGGAGCUUUGGGGCUGGAGCUGGAAAAGCCAUCAAGUACUCAGAGCAUAAGUUGUGGGAACAUGAAAGACACCACUGAAAGAAGAUAGAGGCCUUAUGAAGUACCACAGGGACACAAAGACUAUCAGGGAUGUUCUUGUGGUAUUUUGGAUUAAGAGUCUAUAUUGGGACAAAUAAUGAUGGUUAGCUGGGGAUGAAGAGUCAGUUGUGAUUAAUAAGACCAGCAACAUCAAGUGGCAAUUUUCUGGAUAUACUUCCUAAAGGUCAGCACACAGAAACUACUAUGGUCCAGAUGCAGUCAAGGCCGCAUCUCAAGAAGGAUACCUGACUGGGUAAUGUGUACCCCACGUAGUGGUACUGAUUGUGUAGGCACAAAAGCUGCAAGAUUCCAGAGGGCACAGAAAUUAGCUGAGACUGAAGCUGUAAGAAGCCAGGCGAGGCCACUGGUGAAGGUGCAGUGGAGACUCCAGCAUACUGGAGAUGCUAGGACUGCAGGACAGGGUCAGGUGAGGAGCGAAGCCUACCUAAGCCUACCACACAAGCUGUGUGUUGUGGAUGGCAGAGCCAGCCUGAGACGUGGAGCUGCUCAAGUCCCCUGGAGCCCAGAAGAUCAUGAGUGAAGCCAAGAAUCUUCCUUCCUACCCGGGGCCAAACAAGAUGAGGGAUUGCUACUGCACUGUGAACCUGGACCAGGAGGAGGUUUUCCGGACCAAAAUUGUAGAGAAGUCACUCUGCCCCUUUUACGGAGAAGACUUUUACUGUGAAAUCCCUCGGAGUUUUCGCCACCUGUCCUUUUACAUUUUUGAUAGAGAUGUUUUCCGAAGGGAUUCCAUCAUAGGCAAGGUGGCCAUCCAGAAGGAAGACUUGCAGAGGUACCACAACAGGGACACAUGGUUCCAGCUGCAGCAUGUGGACGCAGACUCAGAGGUGCAGGGCAAGGUCCACCUGGAGCUGAGACUGAGUGAGGUCAUUACAGACACUGGUGUUGUCUGCCACAAACUCGCUACACGCAUCUUCGAGUGCCAGGGCCUCCCCAUUGUGAACGGGCAGUGUGACCCUUACGCCACAGUGACAUUGGCCGGACCCUUCAGGUCUGAAGCAAAGAAAACGAAGGUGAAGAAGAAAACCAACAACCCCCAGUUUGAUGAGGUGUUUUAUUUUGAGGUGACCAGACCCUGCAGCUACAGCAAAAAGUCCCACUUUGACUUCGAGGAGGAGGACGUGGACAAACUUGAAAUCCGAAUUGACCUCUGGAACGCUAGCAACCUGAAGUUUGGGGAUGAGUUUCUUGGGGAGCUGAGGAUCCCUCUCAAGGUGCUGCGACAAUCUAGCUCUUACGAAGCCUGGUACUUCCUGCAGCCCCGAGACAAUGGCAGUAAAAGCCUAAAGCCAGAUGACUUGGGGUCGCUGAGGUUAAAUGUAGUUUACACAGAAGACCACGUCUUCUCCUCCGAGUACUACAGCCCACUGCGUGACCUGUUACUGAAGUCUGCGGAUGUGGAGCCUGUCUCCGCCUCAGCAGCUCACAUCCUGGGUGAGGUGUGCAGAGAUAAACAAGAGGCAGCCAUCCCGCUGGUACGGCUCCUGCUGCACUAUGGCAGGGUAGUGCCCUUCAUCAGUGCCAUCGCUAGCGCAGAGGUGAAGAGGACCCAGGACCCCAAUACCAUCUUCCGAGGAAACUCGCUGACAUCCAAGUGCAUAGAUGAGACGAUGAAGCUGGCAGGCAUGCACUAUCUCCAUGUGACCCUGAAGUCCACCAUUGAGGAGAUCUGCCAAAGCCACAAGUCCUGUGAGAUCGACCCUGUGAAACUGAAAGAUGGAGAAAACCUCGAGAACAACAUGGAAAGCCUGAGGCAGUAUGUGGAUCGCAUUUUCACUGUCAUCACGAAGUCCGGGGUGAGCUGCCCCACCGUCAUGUGUGAUAUCUUCUUCUCCCUGCGGGAGGCAGCCGCCAAGCGCUUCCAAGAUGACUUGGAUGUGCGGUACACCGCCGUGAGCAGCUUCAUCUUCCUGAGGUUCUUCGCACCUGCCAUCCUGUCCCCAAAUCUUUUCCAGCUGACACCCCACCACACGGAUCCACAGACUUCUAGAACCCUGACACUUAUCUCAAAGACGAUCCAGACCCUCGGCAGCUUGUCCAAGUCCAAGUCUGCCAGUUUUAAGGAGUCGUACAUGGCAACGUUCUAUGAAUUCUUCAAUGAGCAGAAGUAUGCAGAUGCUGUAAAGAAUUUCCUGGAUCUGAUCUCAUCCUCGGGGAGGAGGGACCCCAAGAGCAUAGAGCAGCCCAUCCUGCUUAAAGAAGGGUUCAUGAUUAAGCGGGCCCAAGGAAGGAAACGGUUUGGCAUGAAGAAUUUCAAGAAGAGGUGGUUUCGCCUCACGAACCACGAGUUCACCUACCAGAAAAACAAAGGUGAUCAGCCGCUCUGCAACAUCCCCAUCGAGAACAUCUUGGCGGUGGAGAGGCUUGAGGAAGAGUCCUUCCGAAUGAAAAACAUGUUCCAGGUAAUCCAGCCAGAGCGCGCAUUGUACAUCCAGGCCAACAACUGUGUGGAGGCCAAGGACUGGAUCGACAUCCUCACCAAAGUGAGCCAGUGCAACCAGAAGCGGCUCACCGUCUUCCACCCGUCCGCCUACCUGAACGGCCACUGGCUUUGCUGCAGAGCUUCCUCAGACACGGCCGUUGGCUGUACCCCCUGCACUGGUGGGCUCCCAGCAAACAUCCAGCUGGACAUUGAUGGGGACCGUGAAACAGAGCGCAUCUACUCUCUCUUUAACCUGUACAUGGGCAAGUUGGAAAAGAUGCAGGAGGCCUGUGGCAGCAAGUCUGUGUACGAUGGCCCUGAGCAGGAGGAAUACUCAACGUUCAUCAUCGAUGACCCCCAGGAGACAUACAAGACACUGAAGCAGGUCAUCGCUGGGGUGGGGACCCUUGAGCAGGAGCACGCACAGUACAAGAGAGACAAGUUCAAGAAGACGAGAUACGGGAGCCAGGAGCACCCUAUUGGAGACAAGAGCUUCCAGAACUACAUCAGGCAGCAGUCUGAGAUCUCCACCCAUUCCAUUUAAAGUCACAGCGCUUCCCAGAAUGACGGUGUUGACCCACACUGGGAAAAAGCAGAUGACAGAACACAUACAUGGAGAGGAACCAUGUGCACCCGUUCACACCGGUCCUACCAAGCUGGUGGGGCCACCGCGAGCCAAGCAUGCUCUCCUCAGCAGGAACUGUUGCCUGGGCUGUGCGCUCUCCUUAGCUGCCAGCACCGGUGGUCUGAGCCAUCCUGGAAUGUAUGAUCAUCUGUCUUUUUACUCCUUCAGUUGUAUGGGGAUCCAGGGAUCUGUUAAAUAUUAGGGACGUGAGGACUUUGUCUAAACCUGUUCCCUUGUGGCCCAGUCCCUCUUCCUAGAGCCACGGCUGGUUCAUUCAUGUUGGUUCAUUCAUGUUAGGGUGCACCUUCUGCAGUGUGCGCUCUCUUGUUCCUUGUCUGCUCGUCUGUCUCUGUGGCUCUGUACACAUGAAGCAGUCUGGCCCUAGCCCUAAGCAUACCCGGAAUCCUGCCAUUCUACUCAGUCCCUGUGUGGGAUGUUAGAAACAGUAUUUUCCUGGCAGCCGGCAGGCAGGCUACCUUUCUCCUUGGCUUAUGUUGGUUUGUUCUUGGCUAAAGGGUCAUUUUGGGGAUGGACAACAUGGUACAGAAACCCUUUGAUCUUUGAGGAUGUGGGGUCCUUUUAGAGUCCCUGGAGAGGGAGGGUUGUGAACCCUGUCUUCUCUGGGUGACAAUCACCCCUCAGUUUGAACACAGUUCUGGAUGCUGGGUCAGGUUUUAAACUAGAAUCCACAAGCUUGCUGCCUUGGUGAAAGUUUGGGAAAGACUUUUAAAAGCUGUGCAUUUUCCAAGCUGUCUUUCUUAAUGUUUUUAAAGGAUUGUUUUUAAGUAGCAUUUUGAUAUAAGACAGCAUAAAACACCAGCAACUAUAUGCAUUAAAGGGGAUGGCCAAUCCAAAGGGAACAGUGUCUGAUUUCUCACAAAGCCAAAGGGUCCUCAGGGACAGAGCUCUAAGAUGGAGACUGCACCGUCAGCAGUAAAGGCCAAACAUGGGAUUUCACAUGCCUGUGUCUCUGUGAGCCCAACAGGCUACACAUGGCAAUGUCUGGAACCACUUUUGAUUGGGGAGGGAGAGUCCUGAAACAGGCAAGACAGACUGCACCAGCUUAGCCCCACAGUGCUUCUGGAGCCUCACCCCAAACUGCCCCUCCAGGCUGGGAGAGGGUGCCCCGUGGGCAUAUGUUGCUGAAGGACACAACCACACAUCCUGGUACCGUUUUUUUCUCUUUGUUCUUUUCUCUUUGUUCUUGUUAGGACUUCACUCUGCAUCUAGAAACAUAAUCGCAUUGGGCAUCACAGUAAGAGAGGAAGGAAACAAAAAUUACCAUGGACUUGCAAGGCAGGCUACACUGAACAUGUUUUUAACCUUGGGUUGUAACUUAAUGUUUCUGUUUAUAAGUACUAACUAUUUGCAAUGUAUUUUACUGGCGGAUUAAAGCAGAUGUUUUAUUCUU